CAUGCUCCGUCCCCUCCCACUCUGCAGACCGGCUGAAGGCGGGCAUGUGGAGCCGUAAUCACACGUCACAGGCGGCUUCGUUAUUUAAACUUGAAUCGAGAGGAGUGGAGGAAAGUUUUCUCAGACGGGACAGCGUUGCCUAGCAGCUGGGCAGAGGACUCUCUACUUCACCUUUUUGUUUCCCGUAGGCUAAAACCGAGGCACCGCGGAUAUCCCCUCGUUCUAUCUGCUUGUCAUCCACAUCUUUAUAGCCAAACAUGAGCCAGACCGUGACACUAAAGGGACCCUCUCCCUGGGGUUUUCGCCUGGUGGGUGGACGUGAUUUCAGCACACCGUUAACCAUCUCCAGGGUAACACCAGGCAGCAAGGCGGCCCAGGGCGACCUGUGUCCAGGCGACACCAUCUUGGCCAUCAAUGGCGACAGCACGGAGCUCAUGUCACACAUGGAGGCUCAGAACAGGAUCAAAACCUGCACUCAGCAGCUUACACUCGAUAUCAGGUCUGGAUCGGGAGAGAGAGUGUGGUCGCCAACAGUUAGUGAAGAUGGCAAGACAAGCCCUUACAUGGAGCCCGACUCACAGAAUUUCCGUCCCAUCACCAGCGGAUAUGGUGGUCCCAGUCUCAAGUCUUCAUACACCCCUGAACCCCAGUACCCUCCUUCCCCCCAGUACCCUCCUUCCCCCCAGUACUCUCCUGCUCCCCAGUACCCGCCUGCUCCCCAGUACCCUCCUGCUCCCCAGUACACUCAAGCCCCACAGUCCCCACUGGCUCCUCCCCCUGCACCGGCUCCACAGCCCCCCCACCUGAACAACGGGCACUCCAAAUCCAACAACGGCUACAGCUACGGAUACGGGAAAGGAAACGAACGCGCUCAGUUCAACAACCCAGCAGGACUUUAUCAAAACGGCAGCAAUGGAGAAAGAAUUCUGCCAAGCAAGAUGGGAGGCCUUAACCUCAGCGCCUCACAAAGCCCGGAGCCUCCCUCACAAUCCCCUGUGAGCCGCAAUGGUUUCGACCCGCAGUCAGACGUCUACAAGAUGCUGCAGGACUAUGAAGAGCCCGUCUCUGCACCCAAACAGUCCGGCUCCUUCAAAUACCUCCAGGGAAUCCUGGAGGCUGAGGAUGGAGGUGUUUCCCCAACAGACAGAAUGAGAAACCUAAAGUCACCUAUCAUGUCUCCAAUCCCUAAACUGGGAAGCCCCAUCCCGAGCCCCAUGUCCGGUCUUCAGAAGCUGCCCCAGUGCACACGCUGCUGUAACGGCAUUGUUGGCACCAUUGUGAAGGCCAGGGACAAGCUGUACCACCCUGAGUGCUUCACGUGCGAUGACUGCGGCGUCAACCUCAAGCAGAGAGGCUACUUCUUCAUCGAGGAGAGUCUGUACUGUGAGACCCACGCCAUGGCGCGCGUCCAGCCCCCAGAGGGCUACGACGUGGUUGCUGUGUACCCCAACUCCAAGGUGGAGCUAGUCUGAAUCAGAGAUGGAGCUGGCUAUACUGUAAUAUAACUGGGGAGGUAAAAUCUGGGAGAAUGGGGGCUACUGAGUAUUUUAUCCUAAAUGUAUCAGGCUCUGUCAAGCAGGAAUGCCGAUCUUGCAUAAGUGUUGCCUUUGGGAGAUUCCAAUGAACUGCGUGUGAUCCAAGAUAAGCAUUUCUACACUGACAGUCUUGAUAAAUGCUAUGUAUAUUGAGAAUAUUGUAAUUUGUUGACAGAAUAAGGCUUGGAUCUCAUGAGUAUCCCAAAACUCAAGCUGACAUUGUAUGUCCCAAGCUGAGAGCCCUCAUCUCUCAAUCAGUUUGUUUACGUUCAGUUUUACGUCCAAGAAACAUAUUGAACGAGUUAGGGCCUUAUUCAGAAAAGAUGUUCAUAUCCACAUUACAAGCACGGCAUAUUCAAUUUAAAAACCAAGAAACUGCACAGAUGGCAAUAGUCUGCAGGUAUUAAACUGAAAUUGUUAUGCAAUUUGAAAGCACGACACCAAUAGACUCCAAAUAUCUGCUUAUCUAACAGCCAGAACAUUCGUUAUUUUACCAGCAUAAUAUUCAAUGUCGCAUGACACCACUCACUCAAGUGUGUGGGUGUGAGAUGCAGGUUAUCACAUGGCAGUUUGGAGUAUGUUUGCUUUGAUGAACUAUGCAGAGGAAUUAGUAGUUUUUCUGCUAUCAAGCUAAUUUUGCAUUUAGAUAUAAUAUAUAUAACACCAUUUACCCUGCAGAAUGUCAGUUUGUGUUUUGCCAAGUAAUUUAAGGUAUAACGAUUUUUUUACAGAUUUGGUUAAGGGGUUUAAAGGUUUCAGUGUCUUUUUAACCAUGUUACAAUUACACCUUAUACUCCUGUUAUGAUACAUGGACGUUUGCAUUUAGUCAUUUACAUCUAUGCAGUUUAUAUAUCAGACUUUCUAUGUUACAAAAAAAGAGGAACAUCUCUUUAUUAUGCUCACUUUCUGCUUAAUUUUCAGUUAUUUGAAACAAUAAAUAAUAAUUCAUUAUACGCAGAUUUCUACCUAGUUAUGAGUGUCUGGAGUGUGCUUUGAAGCAGCUAUCCAAGCAGCCCCCCCUCUGAAAUGUAAAUAAACCCUGCUGGAGACAUCCUCUGAUUUCUUUUAGGAACUAAAGAAGUUGUUGAAAAUCAGAUCCCAGAUGUGAUCACAACCACUUCAGUUUAAAAACAACUCAAUUGCAAGAAAUUAGACUUUAAUGAUUAAGUAGCCUAAUGCAGUGCGUGCAUGCAUUCAUGACUUUUUGAAAGCAUGUGACACACAUUUAAAGACGAUUGUAAGUUAAGUGCUCUCAGGAACCUAACUGAGAGAGGAAUGUCAGCUUUCAUGUAUGUUCACACUCUAGAAUUCCUUUACAUAAAAACAAGAGCAUAGAGUUUAUGGUGUGCGUAUAUUCAAAACACUUUUUUCAACAAUAUGCUCUCCAUCUCUCAUGACAAUUUGAAAAUGAUCAUGUGUACUUGAGACGGGAGACAUAUAUUUUAAACUGCCCACAGCCUACAACAUGUGGGAGUAAUUCACUUUUUUAUUUUUUUGGACCUGAAACAUAGAUGCAUUACUAUUCUUUUUUUUCUGAUUGGACAGAAAUUGGAAGUAUGCACACUUGUAUUCCCUUCCUACUAUGACCUCAAAUUUCUCGAUGAAAAACAUAUAUUUCUUUUACAUUUCCUCUGAGAGAGGGGGAACAGAAAGGGAGGGAGGUGAGAAAGAGAGAUGAGGAUGUUUUUAUGGAAAGAAGCGUGCCUUUUUGACUCCAAUGUGGGGCCAUUUGUCUUGGCUAAUUGUGAAUAGUGAAGUAAAAUGGGUGGAGGAGAGUGAUCGUAUUCCUAAUUUUAGAAAUAUUUCUAACAAAAUUACUUUUUUAUUUGAAAUGAGACCAUUAACUUUGCAGUGCUGAUGUCCAUUGUUUUUUAGAUAUCAACAGUGAUGUGUAGCUGCUGGUAUGCCAUCUAUACUAGUUAUCUUGUAAAUUAUGUGAAAAUUAUAUUGCUACCACAUUGUUUCGUUGGUUUUGUACAUAUUUCUUUUAUCAUGAUGCUUUAACAUACUGUUUGUAACAUGUCACUCGCGUGCCUUUGCAUACCCAGUGUCUUUUAAAUGAUUUCCUUGACACAAAUCUACUUUUUCUGUUUAACUUAUUGUUUUACCAACACAUUUGUUUGUUCCUAUAUGCUUUUUUUUCUAGAAUCAAAAUAAAAUGAGUGCAUUACCAUGA
This is a messenger RNA of Notothenia coriiceps (black rockcod), 3711 nucleotides long. RefSeq names its product PDZ and LIM domain 4 (gene pdlim4). Gene Ontology annotation, cellular component: stress fiber; adherens junction; Z disc. The transcript has 7 exons. Gene Ontology annotation, biological process: heart development; actin cytoskeleton organization; muscle structure development. The coding region runs from base 258 to 1472 and encodes 404 amino acids. Lineage: Eukaryota; Metazoa; Chordata; Actinopteri; Perciformes; Nototheniidae. Gene Ontology annotation, molecular function: actin binding; muscle alpha-actinin binding. The record is from RefSeq and is a predicted model, not a curated record.